UGUUGUCUGUUUUUUACACCAGCUUUAGCUCUGCAGAGAUGAAGCGCCCCCUCCACCCUCUUCUUCUCUCUCUCAUCAUGUCUAUGUGUGCUGGGAGCAAAGGCCAUGCUGAGCAUCUGACCAGGGACAACUUGACCAUGUCCCUCUUGCCUGCUAACUUCCACAAAGAGAACACAGUCACCAAUGACUGGAUCCCAGAGGGGGAAGAGGAUGAGGACUAUCUGGACCUGGAGAAACUACUCAGUGAAGAUGAUGACUACAUUUAUGUCGUUGAUGCAGUUUCCCCGACAGACUCAGAAUCAAGCGCUGAGAGCAUCCUGCAGCUCUUCCAAGGCAAGAGCCGAAUCCAGCGUCUCAAUAUCCUCAACGCAAAGUUUGCCUUCAACCUUUACCGAGCGCUGAAGGACCAGGCUACUGCCUCUGAUAACGUCAUCAUAGCACCUGCUGGCAUUUCUAUUGCCAUGGCGAUGAUUUCCCUAGGUUUGAGGGGACAGACCCAUGAGGAAGUCCACUCAGUUCUACACUUUAAAGACUUCGUCAAUGCUAGCAGCAAGUAUGAGAUCACCACCAUUCAUAACCUCUUUCGGAAGCUGACCCAUCGCCUAUUCAGGAGGAACUUUGGGUACACUCUCCAGGCCGUCAAUGAGCUUUACAUUCAGAAGCAGUUCCCCAUCCGGGAGGGCUUCAGAGCUGCUAUGAGAGAGUUUUACUUUGCUGAGGCCAGGGAGGCUGACUUCUCGGAUCCCGCCUUCACAGCAAAGGCAGACAGGCACAUCUUGAGGCUCACCAAGGGCCUCAUCAGAGAAGCUCUGCAGAAUAUCGAUCCUGCUACUCAGAUGAUGAUUCUCAACUGCAUCUACUUCAAAGGUAAGAAGCCACUUUAUGACUCUCAGAGGAAACUCACAAGCCAGCCGCCUGGUAUACAAAGAGUUAAUGCCAAGAGCUGUACUAUAGCUGUAAGUUAG
This is a messenger RNA of Acomys russatus (golden spiny mouse), 965 nucleotides long. RefSeq names its product heparin cofactor 2-like. Gene Ontology annotation, molecular function: serine-type endopeptidase inhibitor activity. NCBI's taxonomy places the organism in Eukaryota, Metazoa, Chordata, Mammalia, Rodentia, Muridae. The transcript has a single exon. Gene Ontology annotation, biological process: negative regulation of endopeptidase activity. The record is from RefSeq and is a predicted model, not a curated record. The coding region runs from base 39 to 965 and encodes 308 amino acids.